This is a messenger RNA of Carassius carassius (crucian carp), 2334 nucleotides long. RefSeq names its product glycerophosphodiester phosphodiesterase domain-containing protein 5-like. Bases 308 to 2137 code for a protein of 609 amino acids. Gene Ontology annotation, biological process: lipid metabolic process. The record is from RefSeq and is a predicted model, not a curated record. Gene Ontology annotation, molecular function: glycerophosphodiester phosphodiesterase activity. The transcript is spliced from 16 exons. Gene Ontology annotation, cellular component: membrane. NCBI's taxonomy places the organism in Eukaryota, Metazoa, Chordata, Actinopteri, Cypriniformes, Cyprinidae.
CUGCAUCAGCAGCACUGCAGUCAGGCAGUCGCAACACUGCGGUAAUGGGAAACCUUCAGCAUGGACUCACAGCUUCACACGUCAGUAACGGUGCAUGUGUCUUCAUCCGUCACAGGCAGCGUAUUGUGGUGCUGACACUGUGAGCGUGUACAGAUGCGCUCACUGCAGCACAGAUCGCCUUCACUCUGAAACACUGCAACAUCACAGACACACACAGAUCUCCUCCAGCUCCGAUCCUGAUCCGUCUCCUCCGGUUCCUGUCCAUCCGUCUGCUCCGGGCUGCUCCAUGCAGGGGAGCGGCUGAUCCAUGGGCCGCUCUCCAGUGAGCCUGUCCAGACUGAAGCUGGGGAAGCUAAAGGUGGUGCGGCGGCAGCUGCUGCAGCGCUAUGAGCACCAGCCGUUUGUCUCCUGUCUGGCCGGCCUGUACGGCUGCCAGUGGAGACGCUACCAGCGCGCCAAAGCCCAGCCGGGGGAAUGCUGCUGUAGUCGGUUGGAGUGCAGUUGUUUCGCUCUCCUCAUCGUAACGUUUAUCCUGACCCUGAUAUUCCUGUACUUCUGGAGUGAGGCGCAGAAUGACUACAACGACUUCGACUGGUUUAACUUCGGGAACCUGGGCUUCUGGUUCCCGUGGUCGGUGGUGUUGCUGGUGGUCGCCGCCGCUCUCUUCACCUACAUCGCCCUCCUGCUGGUCCUAGCGGUGUGCCUUCUCUCUGAAGGACAGAGGCUUUACCUCCACUGGAGCCACAAGAUUGGUAUCCUGGUGACUCUCAGCUUCUCUAUCAGUGCCACAGCUGUGCUCUCUGACGUGUGGAGCAAAGAAUGGACCACGCUGCUCCUUUCUUUUCAGGUUACAGCACCCUUCCUUCACGUGGGCGGAGUUUCACUAAUGACACUUCUGUCCUGGCCAAUAGCCUUACACUUCUUUCGCAUGAACAAGAGAGUGAGGCAGGUGGCUCUCCUCAGCUUGUUCCUGGCGGUUCUCUUCGCCCUGUAUCUAGUGCCAUUGGGCAUGUAUUCACCCUGUAUUAAAGAGAAGGGCACACUGGGGCCAGCGCCCACCCUCUUCGGGCACAGAGGAGCACCCAUGCUUGCACCGGAAAAUACCCAGAUGUCCUUUGAGAAGGCUGUAGAAUCGGGAGGAGAGGGACUGGAGACAGACGUCACAAUCAGUUAUGAUGGCGUCCCGUUCCUGAUGCAUGAUAGCACCCUGAGGAGGACGACCAACGUGCAUGAGGUGUUCCCCAACCGGACGGACACACCGGCGGCCAUGUUCACCUGGGAUGAGCUGGAGAUGCUCAGCGCUGGAUCCUGGUUUCUUCAAAGGGAUCCUUUCGGCACGGCCUCUUCUCUUGAUGUAGACGAGAAGGACCGGGUCCGAAACCAGACAGUACCCACCCUGAAAGAGUUCCUGGAUCUGGCUGCCCAGCACGAGAAGCUGGUGAUCUUUGACCUCAGAUGCCCCCCCCGAGGACACCCCUACAGAGACACAUGGAUCACACGCACCCUGGAGGUCAUACACAACGAGUCCUCCAUUAACUCCAGCCAGGUGUUGUGGCUGCCGGCCGAUCAGAGGAGUCUGGUGCAGGAGCUGGACCCCGAGCUGCAGCAGACGUCUGGAGAUCACGCCUCCAUAGAAGAGCUGCAGGAGGAGCACAUCGUCCGACUCAACCUUCAUUACAGCUACAUGUCACAGGAGCAGAUCAGAAAGUACUCCUCUGUGAACAUCAGCACUAACCUGUAUGUGAUCAGUCAGCCGUGGUUAUAUUCGCUGGCGUGGUGCGCAGGCGUUCAUUCAGUCACUACAAACUCCCUGCACAUCCUCAAGAAACUACAGCGCCCCUUGUUCCUCAUGACUCCAGAUGAAUACAGACUGAUGUGGAUCCUGACCGACAUAGUCUCUGCUUUCCUCAUCACCGCUAUUUUCAUAUUCCAUUGGUGGCGUGAGCGAGGCUUGCCCUUCUGGUCGGGCAGUAGACAGGUGAAUGAGAACGGACCGUACAGCAAGUUCCGGACGGAAGCGUCUGAGGUCCAAGGCAUCCGCUGGAACCCUCUGUUCUUUGACGGGCCGUCACCGUCCCGGGACCUCGACCUCACCCUGCAUGUUCCCCCUAUGCAUGGCUUCCCCGUCCCAAUCUGACCCUCCAUCACUCUCGUUAUGAGCCGCUUUCAUCUCUCUCCUUCUCGUCCACGCUCCGUCCGGAUGGCAGAGCUGAGCGACGUCUGGUCCAUCUCAAGCAUCAGCGUCCGUGGAGGGGCUCAGAGCUCGCCCCUCACACCCAACCUGCCCACCAUCAGCGAGGAGCCGCCCAUCUGAACCCCUCACAACACCGAUCU